Notechis scutatus (mainland tiger snake) is the source of this 1401-nucleotide messenger RNA. It is a transcript of the gene SNAI3, whose product is annotated as snail family transcriptional repressor 3. Gene Ontology annotation, biological process: regulation of DNA-templated transcription. NCBI's taxonomy places the organism in Eukaryota, Metazoa, Chordata, Lepidosauria, Squamata, Elapidae. The record is from RefSeq and is a predicted model, not a curated record. Gene Ontology annotation, molecular function: DNA-binding transcription factor activity, RNA polymerase II-specific; RNA polymerase II cis-regulatory region sequence-specific DNA binding.
AUGACAUGUUCCUUUUCUAUCCAGGAGGCUACGCCCUGCCCCUCCACAUCCCGCGAAGCCAGCCCUCUGAGGAACCACAGUUCUCCUUCUUCCGCAAGCCUCUCCUCACCUCUUCUGCAGAGCCGGGAGGCCAAAGAGCAGCUCGCCUUGAACCUCCCAAGUGGGGAGAGGGCUGGAGGCAGCCGGGGGUCAUCCACCCCUCUCCGGGAUAACCCCAACAACCUCAAUCUCCCACCGGCCUUCGGCCUGCCGCCCUGGAGGACGUGCUCUAGUCUGGGUGGUCACCUGGAGGAGGUAGAAGGACAGCAGCUGCCAGCUGAGCCUGACCCUCUGGAGAGGUUCACAUGCUUGGAUUGCCACAAGCCCUACAGCACUUUCUCCGGCCUGGCCCGGCACCGGCAGCAGGGCUGCAAGCCGCAAGCUGCAGCGACCACCAGGUUCUUCAGCUGCAAAUACUGCAACAAGGGGUACACCAGCUUGGGGGCUCUCAAGAUGCACAUCCGGACUCACACACUGCCCUGCGUGUGCAAGAUUUGUAGCAAAGCCUUUUCCCGGCCUUGGUUGCUGCAGGGACACAUCCGGACACACACAGGUGAGAAGCCCUAUUCCUGCUCCCACUGCAGCCGAGCCUUUGCUGACCGCUCCAAUCUCCGUGCUCAUCUGCAGACCCAUUCGGAGGUCAAGAGGUACCAGUGCUGCGCCUGCUUAAAGACCUUCUCCCGGAUGUCGCUGCUUUUGCGGCACAAGGAGGCCGCAUCCUGUGCCACAGCAUCCUGAGGCUGGCAGAGACAGAGAAGCUUUGGAUGAGUGAAGGCAGACCUGCAAUUUGGAGGCCGGCUGCAUCCUGCAGCAGGAGUCGGUGAUCUGACUGGGCCUACCUUUGCUCCAAAUAAAGCAGUAAAAGGAGUUGUGUCCUCAGAUGACUUUAAAUUCCUUCUGUGAAUUGCUCUUGGUGCGAUGGCAUCUUCUGGGCUCCAGGAUGGUUUCAUCACUUGAGCACCAGAGACCAUGUUCCCCAGCUGGCUUCCUUCCAGGCCCCAUGCUGGAGAGGUGCUCAGAAGCAUCAAUGCAUUCACUGUCUGCUUCGUUCUGCUAUUCUUGGCAUUAAACACUGCUCAUCUCCCACUUCUGGCCUGAAUUUUUUGUGGCUUUUCUGGAUGCUGAUGAAUCUCUGCCAUCGUGACAACUCCCUUGCCAGAGCACAUGGCAGGUCUGCCGGUUGCGCAGGAGGACAAGAUGGGGGGAGGGCUUCCUCCCUAACAAACUCGGAGAAAAGUGUUGCUUAGUAGGAUCUUCUCUGGUCAAGUCAAAUCCACUCCAGGGGGAGGGAGGCCAUUGACGGAGGGGGGGGGGGGGGGGGGGGGAAACCCACCAGGGUCUUCCCAAGAGGCUGAGUCUUCG